GCGGGCGCAAUAUGGCGGCACGUCGCUCUCUCGGUGUUGGUUGCGACAGCGCUCGUCGGGAUCGUCGGAUUCGCGGCCGUGGGAGAUCGUGAACCGCCCCGUUCGCGGGUGGCCCUCUCGUGCGCGGCGACCCCUGUCGCUCUCGCAAAAGGACGCGACGCCGGCGUGACGGGCGAGGACGUACGAAGCGCGUCGCGUCGCGUCGCACCGUCGCCGCGGCCAGAGUCCCUUCGGUAACUCCAGUUUGCUCCAGUUAUCCCGUCGCCGUGACGCGCGUCGCCUCGCAGCCGCCCGUCAUGCAUCGAGCGACCCGCGCGUCGUCCCACCGCGUGGGCAAUCGCGCCGUCGGCACCGCGAGAGGAGGACGGAAGCAUGGAGUUGAAAAAAACGUAGCCAAGACGUCGCCCUUAAUUGUACAAAGUAAUGACGCGAGUUUACCGGUGAAGAAGGAGAACGAGCUGGAUACCGUCAGACAGGCGACAAAUAAAUUUGACCCGGUCAAAAAGCAAUCCGUACUGAAAACGUGCAAAUCUCCCAUACAUGUAACUUACUUUCGUAGUCAAGCUCUAAAUGGCGAAGUUACAAAAGGAAAGGGUCCGCUCGCCCAGUAUUUUUUCGAUAAUGCUGUUUCGACUUGUGUUCAAGUAAAGGAGGAAAAUACCUCUUACGUAGAACAAUUCAAAACAGACGAGACACCAGUAGCUGUUCCAAUUUGUACGCCUUCUACGCCACAUAAGAUAAAGAUGCCGUCGGAAGACAUAGAUGAAGAAAAAGAUGCUACAAUUACUACCAAGGAAAAGCAAUCUGUGAUUACAUUACUGAGCCCGUUACAAGUGAAGAAGCCAGCUCCGCGUGGACGUAAAAAAGGAAUCUCCAAUCAGUCUCUCGCUUACCGUCCGUCGAAGCUGCCGGGCAUUCAAACGAAUCAUUCGAUUACGGACUACUUUCCAGUGCGCCGUAGCGUGAGGAAGAGCAAGAAGGUUGUAUUAGAGGAGAAACAACGUGAUCUAGAAAAUAAGGUGCUCUGCCAGGUGGAGGAUGGUUUAAAGAUCAGAAACUUUCCGGGCAAAGGUCGCGGUGUCGUAACGACACGGGAGUUUGCUAAAGGCGAGUUUGUAGUGGAAUAUGUCGGCGAGCUGAUCAAUCAGGGGGAGGCGAAGGAGCGCGAGGAGAUGUACGCGCAAGAUCAGAACACUGGAUGUUACAUGUAUUACUUUCAGCAUCGUAACCAGCAGUACUGCGUUGACGCGACCGCGGAGACGAAGAAACUUGGCAGAUUGGUGAACCAUUCGAGGACCGGCAACCUGAUCGCGCGGAUCGUCGAAGUCAAUUCAACACCGCAUCUGGUACUUACGGCCAAGGAGGACAUACCGAUCGGCGUGGAGGUCUCGUACGAUUACGGGGACCGAAGUCGCGAAUCCAUUCGUCAUCAUCCAUGGCUGGCGUUAUAGCACCUUCAAUUUACUAUUUAUACGACGUCGCGUUACAUUGUACAAAAGAUUCAUUUCAUUCACGCUCUUCCCACGAAGGGACUCCAUAGCGCGAAUUAUAUUAAUACGCCGAGUUCUGUACAAAUUAUUUUCGCAGCGAGGCGCGUCUUCGUCCUUCGUGCACGCGGCCUCGCGAGCUUCUAGCUAGUAAAUUUCAAAUACGUUUCUACGUUACUCUGCGAAAUUGAUUCGUUCGACUAGUGAAAGAGAAUUAUAUUAAAUUGUUGAGCGUGACAGUUACUUGUUCACUUGCGUUGGAAGAGCAAAGUGUGGUUUGUGCGUAACACCUAAGGGUUUGAUGUAAUUUAUUUAUAUUAAGGAAAAAUUAUAUCUAAAAGAGAGGAAACGAU
Molecule: messenger RNA, 1840 nt
Organism: Vollenhovia emeryi
Lineage: Eukaryota; Metazoa; Arthropoda; Insecta; Hymenoptera; Formicidae
Gene: Set8
Product: histone-lysine N-methyltransferase pr-set7
Exons: 6
Coding region: 297-1451 (384 amino acids)
Molecular function (GO): histone H4K20 methyltransferase activity; protein binding
Source: RefSeq, a predicted model, not a curated record